AGACGCUGAUUGUGAACGAAAGGGACGAGUGUGAAGUAAAGACAAUAUAACAGAAGAACAUUUUCCGGUUGCCUCCUUCAAACCCCAAUCUCCGUGAUCAAUUGCAAGUUUUGUUUUAGUUGUUCUCGUCCGGAUCAUCGCGUCAGGAGGAUCUCGCCAGGAGUAUCUCGUCAGAAGGAUCGCGUCAGGCCGAUCGCGUCAGGGGGAAUUCGUCAGGAGGAUCUCGUCAGAAGGAUCGCGUCAGGAGUAUCUCGUCAGGAGUAUCUCGUCAGAAGGAUCGCGUCAGGCCGAUCGCGUCAGGGGGAAGUCGUCAGGAGGAUCUCGUCAGGGGGAAUUCGUCAGGAGUAUCUCGUCAGGAGUAUCUCGUCAGGAGUAUCUCGUCAGAAGGAUCGCGUCAGGCCGAUCGCGUCAGGGGGAAUUCGUCAGGAGGAUCUCGACAGGGGGAAUUCGUCAGGAGGAUCUCGUCAAGAGGAUCGUUUUAGUAGGAUCUCAUCACAAGGAUCGCGUCUUGCCGAUCGUGACGGGGGGUCAGCUCGUCUGGAGGAUCGCGUGAGGGGGAUCUUGUCAGGAGAAUCGCGUCAGGGGGAUCGUGUCAGGCCUAUCGCGUCAGGAGAAUCUCGCCAGAAGGAUCUUGUCAGGAGGAUCACGUCAAGGGGAUCGUGUCAGGGAUAUCUCGCCAGGAGGAUCGCGUCAGGUCGAUCGCGUCAGGAGGAUCGCGCUAGGGGGAUCUUGUCAGGGGGUCAUCUCGUGAGGAAGAUCGCGUAAGGGGAAUCGUGUCAGAGAUAUCUCGUCAGGAGGAUCGCUUCACUGAUUUAAACAAUUGAUGAAAACGUCUGAUAAGUAAAAAAGUAAAUAUGGAGUGUGCUAAACAUCCGGGCAAUCAGAUAGUAUCGGUGUGUGUCACAUGCGAUACCACUCUGGUGUGUGUGGAAUGUAUGACAGAUGUGCUACAUCAAGGUCACGUGUUCCGGAAACCACAGAGAAUUGCAAACGACAUAAAAACAAAACUAAAACAAAAUGAAGCAGGAAAUCGUAAUCUGAUGUCUUGCCUAGAAACGGAUUUGAUUGAGAUACAGAAGAGGAGAGCACAACAAGACGAUGAACAAAAGGAAAGAGUCAAAUUAAUCAACGAACAAAGGGAGGAGGUCACCAGGGCUGUCAACAAGAUGGCUGAUAACUUAAUAUCGCACUACGAGACCCAAACGCAAUGUAAUUGUGUUAAACUGAAACAUGCGAAUGACGAAAUUUCCGCAAAAUUAGAAAAAGUGAGACGACACGAAGAGGAUGUUAAUCGUAUCAUUGAUGAAUCGGACGAGAUAAAAGUCGUAAAUGAUUCACAAAAGCUUGAAGAUAUAGACGGACACAGGAAUCUGGUUCCUAAAUUAGACACUAUCGAGUUUACUCCCAGGAAGGUGAACACCAGCCAGCUGACACUGAUGUUCGAGGGAAACGCCGCCGAGAUGGAUGAGGGAAAGUCACUACAAGCAGCCCAAUCACCAUCGAGUAUGGCUCAGUCAACUUACAAAGGUUCUGAUUUCGUCGGCACUCUCGUCCACAAAGGUAGGGAACUCGUCUUGAAGACGACAUUCAAACACACCAGAUAUAGAUCUAUACAGAACAUGUGUUCUGGCUGUUCCGGAAAAGCAUGGAUAAGAUGUGAAAAGGGAAGGGAAAUAACUCUUAUAGAUCAACACGGACACAUAGAGAGGACUUUGACCUUUUCCUCCAAUAUUGCUGGUAUGACGACCGUUAAUGGCGAUACACUGUUGGUUUGCGGAAAGGAAGAAAGAGAUAUUAAACAGGUAACACUGCCCACUGGAAAGGUCACUUCAGUAUUCUCCACUGGGAAGUUGUACCCGCGGGACAUUUGUACCGCGCAGAAUGGUGACCUUUUUGUUACCUUGAUGGAUGAGUUUGGAUUCAACGUCACCGCCGACAGUGAGAGGGUACUGGUGCAGUACUCUUCCCAGGGGCUGGAGAAGGGUCGGGCCAGCCACGACAGACGCGGUGAUGCCCUGUUUGUCAGGCCCUACAGGGUGAGAACCAGUAACACGGGGGACGUUAUAGGUGUGACUAAUUGUACAGACAACUACAACAAACACCUGGUCCUACUGAACGGAGACCUAACGCUAAGGUUGCGGUUUCUAGGUCACGGCAAGGUCAUUUCUGUGGAGGAGAAGUUUGAUACUACUACCUACAAACCAGACACGAUGUAUUUCAUCUACGAUUUCAUCUUCGACUCAUUCGACAAUGUCGUUAUCUGUGAGAAAUACAGUGCGUGUGUCCAGCUUCUGUCCAGAGAUUGUGUCCCGAUGGCUACCAUUUUACCGACACAGAAGAUUAUACCGCGGUCUGUUACUAUGGCUGAUGAGGAGAUGUGGCUGGGGUUUAAUGACGGAACAGUGAAUGUGUACGAGGUAUAUUAUGUUUAUUUUAUAUUUUCUAUAUAUUUGUCAUAUAUUCAGAGACACUUACUUUAUUUCUAGGAGGAUAUGAUAUUGCAAAGGAUUUUAUUUUUCUAAUUUUCGAAAUGUAAGUCCGCUGACGAGUUCCAGUUUUGUUUGGGUUUAUUAUUGUUUAACACCCUAAGAGUAGUUACAGCCACAGAAAGGGGCUUUCUUCGCUUGAAUAAAGUUGAUGUCGUCAAAAUUAAACUUACUGGAAAAUAUGUAUUUUACCAAAUAGUAAAAAUUACAAUUUUUACAUUGAUACGGCAGUUUUAACCCUAAAGUUCUUGGAGUAUUAAGUCCUGAAAAUUCUUAAGUUCGACUCGAAGUAUCACUAAUUACCGCAAAGACAUAAUUAUUUGUCUACAAUGCGCCUUUCUUUAUACAUUUUGGCGUAACCUGGAGGCACAAGCACUCGUAUAAUCAUCUUUCGGACAUACGUUUCAUCAACAGAUGUUUGUGAUGUCCGAACUUAUAGGAAUGUCCCUUAAGGACGACAUUUAUAUAU
Molecule: messenger RNA, 2955 nt
Organism: Pecten maximus
Lineage: Eukaryota; Metazoa; Mollusca; Bivalvia; Pectinida; Pectinidae
Exons: 1
Coding region: 855-2486 (543 amino acids)
Source: RefSeq, a predicted model, not a curated record